AUGGUGUCUUUCUACGAUUUGAAGGCUGCGCUGCCCAAGGGCGAGCGCUUCGAUUUCUCGCAGCUGCACAACAAGGUCGUGCUGAUUGUGAACACGGCCAGCAAGUGCGGCUUCACUCCGCAGUUUGAGGGCCUCGAGGAGCUGUACAAGAAGUACAACCCCAGGGGCCUCGUUGUCCUCGGCUUCCCUUGCAACCAGUUCGCCAACCAGGACCCCGAGAAUGAUGAGGGCAUCGGCAGCUUCUGCAUGAAGAACUACGGCGUGAGCUUCCCCAUCAUGUCCAAGUCGGACGUGAACGGCGCCCAGACCAACGAGGUCUUCAAGUGGCUCAAGCACGAGAAGCCCGGCAUGCUCGGCCUCGAGGGCAUCAAGUGGAACUUUACCAAGUUCCUUGUUGACCGCCAGGGCAAGGUCGUGGAGCGCUACUCGCCCACCGCCAAGCCGGAGUCGAUCGCGAAGGACAUCGAGAAACUUUUGUAA
Malassezia japonica is the source of this 480-nucleotide messenger RNA. RefSeq names its product glutathione peroxidase (gene GPX2). The record is from RefSeq and is a predicted model, not a curated record. Gene Ontology annotation, biological process: cellular response to oxidative stress. NCBI's taxonomy places the organism in Eukaryota, Fungi, Basidiomycota, Malasseziomycetes, Malasseziales, Malasseziaceae. The transcript has a single exon. Gene Ontology annotation, molecular function: glutathione peroxidase activity. The coding region runs from base 1 to 480 and encodes 159 amino acids.